Vairimorpha ceranae is the source of this 369-nucleotide messenger RNA. Its product is annotated as transposable element tcb2 transposase. The coding region runs from base 1 to 369 and encodes 122 amino acids. NCBI's taxonomy places the organism in Eukaryota, Fungi, Microsporidia, Nosematidae. The record is from RefSeq and is a predicted model, not a curated record. Gene Ontology annotation, molecular function: nucleic acid binding. The transcript has a single exon.
AUGUUACUAUUAUCAGAUAAUGAGAUAAAGAAGAUAUGUUUUUCAGAUGAGAGCAAGUUCUGCCUUUUUUUCUCUGAUGGUAAAGUUUCUGUAUGGUGGGAAGCCGGUGCAGACCUUAAAACAUGUAAUUUGCCUGCUACUGUAAAUUAUGAUGGUGGGUCAGAAAUGGUAUGGGGAUGUUUUAUAUACCUUUGUGUAGGAAAGCUUGUUUUUAUAAAAGGUAAAACAAAUUCUGAAUACUAUGUGAAUAUUUUAUCUAAUAGUUUAUUUAAUCCGGUUAGAUUUAUGGAUCUGCAAGAUAACAUUUUUCAACAAGACAAUGAUCACAAACAUACUGCAAAACUUACAAAGCUGUAUUUCAAGUUAUAA